ACGGUAAAAUAGUACACUCGUUAUGGUAAUUGGGGCCUUGCAGCAACAAACCAACCGCCGUACCAAGUACCAACUUGGAAUGACGUAGGCAACAUUACUACCAUAUAAGAGCUUAGCUCCCCUCUAAUGAAAGAUCAAACAUGGCUUCUACCCCUGGAAUCCUCACUGAGUGGCCAUGGACACCCCUUGGGAGCUUCAAGCACAUAAUCUUGGCACCUUGGGUUAUAGAAAGCACGUAUUCCUUCAUAUACAAGGGUGAAAAUGAGAGGGAUCUUUCCAACUUCCUCAUUUUUCCACUUAUGCUAUGGAGAAUGCUUCAUAACCAGAUAUGGAUCAGCCUUUCUCGUUACCGUACUGCAAAGGGCAACAACAGGAUCGUCGAUAAGCCCAUUGAGUUCGACCAAGUCGACCGAGAAAGAAAUUGGGAUGAUCAGAUACUGUUUAAUGCAAUAGUGUUCUACUUUUUUAACAUCGUUCUUCCCGGAGGUUCUCACUCUCCUCUUUGGAGAACCGACGGCGUGAUUUUAACGGCGCUGUUACAUGCCGGACCGGUGGAGUUCCUCUACUACUGGCUUCAUCGAGCACUUCACCACCAUUAUCUUUACAAUCGCUACCAUUCUCAUCAUCAUUCCUCCAUUGCAACUGAACCCAUCACAUCCGUUAUUCAUCCGUUUGCAGAGCACAUAGCAUACUUCGCUCUCUUCUCAAUACCGCUCCUGACGGUUUUGUUCACCAGAACUGCCUCCAUAGCAGCUUAUGCUGGUUACAUCACUUACAUUGACUUGAUGAACAACAUGGGACACUGCAACUUCGAGCUCAUCCCUAAGUGGAUCUUCACCAUUUUCCCUCCUCUCAAAUACUUCAUGUACACCCCAUCGUAAGUACUAUAAUCCAUUGAACCAUAUAUAAGUACGUUUCCUAUAAUUCAUUUUGAAUGAUAGUAAGACUGAGACAUCACUAGUUAGUGGAACAAGGUGAAGACUGAAGAUGGCAAUUUGAUAGUUACUUAGGGAAUAGGGGUCCCUUUAUUAAUUAACAAGUUCAUGAAUA
Messenger RNA from Rubroshorea leprosula, 1050 nucleotides. The record is from the annotation of a GenBank genome assembly. NCBI's taxonomy places the organism in Eukaryota, Viridiplantae, Streptophyta, Magnoliopsida, Malvales, Dipterocarpaceae.